AAGCGCUCACAUUGAUUUCUGAAUCCGUAUUCGUGCGUGGAUUAGUUACCGCUGUUGUCAGGUUAUACUUGAGCAAUCCUUUUAUUUAAACUGUGAUUACGACCGAAAACCUGUGAAUGCUGUUAUCCGCGUUAUUUGAAAUCUGAAUUAUGAGAAAGUUCAAGUUAACCUUGUCAACAUUCUGAAAGACGUUUGUUACCUUUGUUAUAAGUCCUCCCGAUGAAAAAUUCAUUCUCUUUACGCACAAAUAAUUCAAAUGCCGAAGUCAAACUUCUACGAUCAAAAGAUGACCUAAUACACGAACUCGUGACUUCCGAAAUUAAAUACAUAAGUUACCUCAGGAAGGUUUUGAAGUACUUUGCAAGGCCCUUAAUUGACCGCAGAUACUUGCCGGAAGAUAUACACUCUGAAAUUUUUGGACGUCUCGUGCCCAUCUUAAGUGUCAAUGAAACCCUUCUUGAGUCUGUUUUGACUGUUGGAGUAGAGAAAGCAUUUCUGAAAAUUUCUCCAUGUCUGAAAUUAUAUGCAGAUUAUGCCAACCGCUACCAAACAAACGUUGUGUUUAUGGAGACUUGUAAUGCAUUCAUACCAGGACUAAUGGAGUUUAUAAAUAAACAAGAAAGCUUACCAGAUGUUAAUUUACAGCUUUCAGCACUCCUUAUAAUGCCCAUACAGCGCAUUCCUCGGUAUUCUUUAAUACUCCAAGAACUUGUUAUCAUUUGCCUUCAACUGGACGGUUUAAGUGAUCCUGAAGCAAAUAAAUGUGCCAUUAGUAUUAACGAAGCUGCUCGUCAACAUUUUAUGAUACCAGAAUAUGCAGCCACUCUUAUUUUAAAACUAUGGGAUAAUCAUCAUCAAGUGCAUUACUCUCCAGAAUCUCAUGAUUCAAGUUUUUCAGAUCUGAAACGUUAUAUUCAUAGAAUGUGUGCUUCCACAAUUAUUCUUAUUGCAGGUUUUGCUAGUGUGGUAGCGACAGCAACAUUUUUAAAUGAACAGAUUAGAAUCAGUGAACAAGCUACUAAGGCCGCUUUAUUACAAUCAAGACUUUUUGGCAAAUGGUCGCAAAACCUCAUUCUAGUACCUGGGCGUAGACUAUUGAAGUAUGGAUUGGUGAAAAAGGUGAAUUCUCUUGAUGGAGUUGCGGAAACUCGUUUACUAGUGAUUAUGUCUGAUAUACUGAUAUGUGCUAAACCGCGAACCCAGACGGAGUUGGAAUUCAUUUUCAGCAAGAAAAAGUGUGUUUAUAGUCGAAAAUAUCCUAAUCCUUUUACACAAUUUUACGGAAGAAAAAUGUCUUUAGGGUUUACAAAACAUAUUCGAAGGUCGAAUGACACAAACUCAUUGAUUCACGUUUCUAAAUUUUCUAAAUCAGUCUCACAAAGUUCUAAAUCUCAAACUUUUAACGAUUCAACUGAUUUUUUAACAGAUAGUAAAGUUUGUUUUUCAUGUGUUGCUGUCUAUCCUCUUCAUCACUGUCAUGUUCAAAUUCAUUUUAAACCACAUAAUACGUUUCUGCAACCUAUUCCUGAGUCUCCUGAAUGCCAACCAAAGCAAAACAACUCAGUGUUUAUUUCACCAAUUUCUAUCGGAGGAUUUAGUCGUCAUACUGCAUCAACACCAUUGGCGUUCGAUGAAUAUGCAUGUGGAUCAACAUCAACAUCAACAAGACUGAAAUCGGAUUCAUUUAUUACUUUCAAUGAAGAUGACUACACAAUGAGACACCCUGAACCUUUGAAUGAAUACAGUUUCACUGUGCACUGUCGUGACGCUAACUUUACUAUCGUGAAUGGAAAUUUAACUGAAGCUGAAGAUUGGAUAUCUAGUUUGGAGACAGCCAUUCAAGCUGUUAAAACAGCACGAAAAAGCCUUCGUAAGGAAAGUAGUGCGAAGUGGCCAAUGCGUGCUUCAGAUUUUAUUCAGUUUGAACAAUGGCUGGAACAGAAACGUAUAGUCGAAGAGUCAAUGAAAUCUUCUCGAAUCUUUCAAAGGAUGGGAAUGGAAGAGUUGGCCAUUGAUAAUCUCCUUUCCCCAGUAAAUUUUCUUGAGUCAUCUAAAAUGGAACAAAAACUUGAAGAAUAUCGUAGACGUAAAUCCAUCGGCUGUGAUACCGAAAAAAACAAUCGGCUUUCUUAUAUAUUUUGUGAGUCUGGUAGUCUUGAACUUAAUCCCAAAAAAUCAAAACGUGAUAAACAAUGUGGACUGUUUUGUCAUUCAUUUAUGUCUAAAUUUAAAGAAAAUAACUUAGUUAAUGCCUCAGUACUUUAUCAUUCAAACGAUUCUGUUCGUUUGUUAUCCAUAACAAGUAUUUCUGAUAAGCCCAAAUCAAAUUCCAUUCCGUUCAAUACACGAAAUCAUUUGUACAGCAGUGAUCGUUGUUACCGUUUGGAUGAUACUCAUCGUAAUUCAUUUCCAUCUCAAUUAGCCCAAUCUUUUAGUGGAUGUUUGUGCAUGUAAAAUGCUUGCAAACAGGUAUCUGUGCUCUUAAACUAGUCAAUAGACGCGAAUAAAACCAUUUCGAAAGAACUUGGAUUAAAUAUACGCUUCUACAUAAACUAUAAGUGAACAACGUUUUCAAAUACUCAUUAGUAUUAUUUAAAAAAUAUCAAAUUGUUGUAAACGCGAAUUCAGAUUUUAUUUUUUCAUUUGUUAUUUUAGAUAAAAUCUUAAGUAAAACCACUGCUUAUACUAAGUAUUAUUUUUAUUCUUAUUCCCACAGAGAAUAAUCAUUCAUUUAUACUGUAUACUUUUGUCUAGUUUUUUUCUUUAUACUCUAUUUUUUUUCAUAAAUCUUCCAUCUUUUACUUUCUAUCCGAUAUUAUAGAUGUAUUUUAAACACAAGCGUUGAUUUGUAAACUGACAGAGAUUGUUCCAGUUGUAUCUUGAUGAAAUAUAAUUUUUGUUCUCUUGACUUAUCUUAUACCUUUCCUAUUUUAUACAACAACAAAAAAUGUAAUGCUAACUGAAAUAUUUCAGUUUUUAUUUUAAUUAUGUUUCCGACUUGUCAAUAAUUAUGUUGACUUUUUGUUUUUUUUUUAUAUCACUUAUUACCACUUUGUUCUUUUUUUUAAUGUGUUAAUUAUGUAGAAUAAAGCGAAACGCUUGUGAU
Schistosoma margrebowiei is the source of this 3106-nucleotide messenger RNA. The record is from the annotation of a GenBank genome assembly. Lineage: Eukaryota; Metazoa; Platyhelminthes; Trematoda; Strigeidida; Schistosomatidae.